GUCAGAAGCUGCGUGGCUCCUUAACGCUCUUGUUGUUGUUGUGAACAAGACAUGGCAGAACAAAGGACUCCCUGCUGUUGUUCUCGUGUGCUGACUCAGCUGUGCUCACACCCUCCAUUGAAAUGAACCCUAUUAGCGGGCACAGCAGGCUGCACGAGUGCUGGCACGCCACUGGCAGCACAGGCAAAGGUGUGUGGAGUCCACCUCCUUUUCCAGACAGGGACUGCUGCUGAUAAGCUUGCGUUGUCUUGAAGGUUCAGUGUGGAUGUCGGCGUGGCGUAUUUGUUGAAGAGGGGGGUUGCUGUGGAUACGCGGGAUAAGGAGGCUGCACAGGAGCGAGCGCGGCGGCUUCUGCUGCAGAGAGAGCGCCGCGCUGCUACAGAGCAGAUGAGUUUGAAGCGGGCUCAGCAGACAGCAGAUUGACGCCGCUCCCGUCAUAAAGACAAGCUCUCGCUGCAAACGCACGCCGCCUGGAUCCUGUGUGGGAAGCUGGCAGAAGUGUCAAGGAUCAGCCGCGAGCUUCCCAGGUCAAGUGACCUCCUGGGAGGCUGUCUGAAGUGGUUUGGAGGGGUCUGCUGGACCCUGGAGUCUUUUCUCUCCCUUGACUGCACCGCCAAGCAACGCCUGGAUGAGAAAAAGCGAUGCGGGCAACAGUAAGUAGCUCGAGCCAGCAGCUGGCUUUCUGUGCUUUAUCAGUGUGCAGUCAAUGUCACCGUACAUUUCAGACGACAACAUUCAAAUGGGCGAAGAGGCCACAGCGGCCGCGGCUGUGUGACGAGCCUCCGCUUUGACUCAAUUAGACCUACUUUAAGCGAGCCAGUCCACCUCCCCUGCCUCUCUCCCACACCCUCCCAUCAUGUACCCUCCCUCCUCCCCCUCCUCGCUGACGCUGCUUGCGUUGCGUGGGUGUGUAUGAACCUCUACAAGACAGAGUGUGUGUGUGUGUGUGUGUGUGUGUGUGUGUGUGUGUGGCAGUUAAAGGGCUCUUUGCCAUCGUUGCCGAGCACAUGAAUGGGAGCAGUGUCGGCGAUGGAGGUGCUAAUGAUUUUGGAGCGGGAGGAGACACUUAUCCACAGUCCAGUGCAAGGGGACUGUCUUCACUAUGACAACGUCUACCACAAGAGCGAGGUAAUCCUGGUACAGGUAAACCCAGGUGAGGCCUUCACUAUUCGACGAGAGGAUGGUCAGUUUCAGUGUAUCACAGGUCCUGCUCAGGUUCCCAUGAUGUCUCCAAAUGGUUCAGUGCCUCCAAUCUACGUGCCUCCUGGAUACAUUUCACAGAUCAUAGAAGAGAACGGCGUGCGGCGGGUUCUGGUUCUACCGCAGCAACCGGAGUUCCACCCAGGCGGACACUCUCCUCUCCACCAUCCUCCACCACCGCCCCACGCCCACCUGCCUGCCUUCAUCCCCCACCCGGCCAUGAUGCCCCCGCCUCCGCACCUGUACACGGGCAUGGCGGGCAGCGGCGACAUGAGCUCACAGUACAUCUCCCAGUAUCACCCCGCCCACAUCUACUCAGAGCAGGUCUCUGCAGAUUCCCACUCCCAACACGGACGCCCGGCGUUUGUCCACAGGGACGACAGAACCACCAAAACCUACGAGCGUCUGCAGAAGAAGCUGAAGGAACGGCAAGGAGGAGGAGGAGGGCAGGUGAAGGACAGCCCUCCCCCCUCGCCGCUAAAGACCCGUGGCAGCCCCUUGCCGCAGGACGUCCGCAACGGCGUGGGAGCAAAAGGGCCUGAGGCGGAGCAGGGUCAACCCAGCCACACAGCAGACAGGCAGACGGGCCGGGGUCGAAACGGAGAGGCUGGAGAGCUGGAUGCAGCAGCCCAGGCCCUGCAGGCGCUGCUGAGCACCAUCAGUAAACCAGCGGUGUCGGACAUCCAGGCCAGAGGAGCAGCAGUGAGCUGGAGUGCGCCCACCAGGCCGGAGAGUGAAAACAGCACGGCGGACGAAGGCAGCCCCCCGGGUCCCCUCAGCUACGAGGUGUCUGUGUCAUUUAGCAGCAAGGAUGGCAAAUACAAGAGCAUGUACUGUGGUGAGGAACUAAGUGCAACUUUGGAAAACCUUCGACCAGCAACAGACUAUCAUGUCAGGGUCCAGGCCAUGUGUAACUGUUUACAGGGAAGCCCGUCAGAGGCCGUCAGCUUCACCACAUUAAGCUGUGAGCCGGAACCUCCCAAUCCUCCCAGGAAGGCCAGCGGGACCAAGAACACACUGGUGCUGCAGUGGAAGGCCCCCUGUGACAACGGUUCCAAGGUCCAGAACUACAUUCUUCAAUGGGAUGAGGGCAAGGCCUCAGGCGUAUUUGAACAGUGCUACUACGGACCUCAGAAGCAGUACAGACUGACCAAGCUUUCACCAGCCUCAAGAUACUGCUUCCGCAUUGCAGCCAAAAAUGACCUGGGUGUCAGUGAGUUCAGUGAAGUGGUGGACCUGUUCACCUCAUGCAGCGUGCCACAGCCGCCCUUCCCUCCGGAGCUGGAGAUGGCAGGGGUGACCUGGCUGUGUCUGAAGUGGCAGAGGCCCAGCGGCUCGCCCAAGGAGGAUGACGUCUACUACAUAUUGGAGAUGGAGGAGGAAGGCUCGGGUUACGGCUUCCAGCCAAGCUACGACGGCGAAGAGCUCUCCUGCACGGUCAGGAACCUCCACAGGAGCACCAAGUACAAGUUCCGGGUGGCGGCUUACAACUCAGAGGGUAAGAGUAACCCCAGCCCGGUGGUGGAGUUCAUCACCAACCCAGACAGACCCAGCUAUCCCUCCAGGCCCGUGGUUAAGGGAAAAGUGCUGCCAACCAGCUUCAGGCUGGGCUGGGAGCCCCCAAAAGAGAGCGGAGGAGCACAAGUGACCAAGUAUGUUGUUGAGCUGUCUGAGGGUUUAAGUGGGUUGUCGUGGGAGCUGGUGUAUUCGGGCCCAUCUAUGGAGUAUACGUGUGACGGCCUGAAGCCCGGCUACUGCUACCAGACCAGAGUGUACUGCAUGAGUGAGGGGGGGCAGAGCCCGGUGUCGGAGACCCUGCAAGUCCAGACUCCACCGGUUCCCCCUGGGCCGUGCCAACCCCCCCGAUUGGUGGGCAAGCCCAAAGCUCGGGAAGUGCAGCUGCGCUGGGGCCCGCCUCAGGUGGACGGCGGCAGCCCGGUUUCAUGCUACAGUGUGGAACUGAGUGGGCCGCUGCCAGAGGAGAGCCGGGAGGUUUACCAGGGUCCAGAGCUAGACUGCUUCGUAGGAGGCUUGAUGCCCGGGAGGACCUACGGAUUCCGGCUCAAGGCGGGAAAUAAAGCGGGGUUUGGGCCUUUCUCGGAGCGCUAUGAGGUUACCACCGGACCCGGGGCCCCGGAACAGUGCAAGGUCCCUUCCACCACGUGCAGAUCACCCAGCUGUGUUGUGGUCAGCUGGGAGGCCCCGCCCUGCAAUGGAGCGCCAGUGAGCGAGUUCCGUCUGGAGUGGGGUGCCGCUGAGGGCAGCAUGCAGGUGGGCUACAGCGGGCCCGCCCUAAGCUACGAAAUGAAAGGUCUACUCCCUGCAACCAACUACUUCUGCAGGGUACAGGCCGUGAAUGUGGCGGGUGUGGGGCCCUUCAGCGAGGCACUCUUGUGCCAGACACCCUGCUCUGUGCCUGCAGCCGUCAGCAGCAUCUCCGCUAUGAGGGAGUCCGAGCUGAUGGAGCGCCAAACGCCAGAUGACGCAGAGGAUGACGACAAGGAAGAUGAAGAGGGUGAUUGUGCCAGGCCGGAGCCUCUGUACUCGCCAUCCACCUGCGUGGGGAUUUGCUGGGACCCCCCCUGCGACCACGGUUCCGAAAUCACGUCCUAUCUGAUCGACCUCGGAGAACGCCAGCCCAUCCUGGUCGGCCGCGUCAGCCAACACAUCAUCCAGCACCUGCAGCCUGACACCAGCUACAGGAUCCGAAUCCAGGCCCUGAACAGCUUAGGAGCGGGCCCCUUUAGUCACACCUUUAAGCUGAAGACCAAGCCUCUGCCCCCCCAGCCGCCGCGCCUGGAGUGCACCGCCUUCAGCCACCAGACCCUCAGGCUCAAAUGGGGCGACGGCCCAGCCAAAGCCGCCACCUCCGACGCCCUCCAGUAUCAGCUGCAGAUGGAGGACAAGAGUGGCAGAUUUUUAUCCUUGUACAAAGGAACCUGCCACACCCACAAAGUCCAGAGGCUUAUUGAGUCUACCUCUUACGCGUUCCGCAUCCAGGCCUUUAAUGAGGCGGGCGAAGGACCCUUCUCCUCUGUUUACACCUUCACCACCCCUCGCUCUCCUCCUGCCCCUCUCAAAGCUCCAAAGGUGGAACGUUUGGAUGACAACUCCUGCGAGGUCACCUGGGAGACGCUGGCGCCCAUGAAGGGAGACCCCAUCAUCUACGCCUUGCAGUCCAUGAUGGGCAACUCUGAGUUCAAGCAGGCCUACAAAGGCUCCGCCGCGUCCUUCACGGUGCCGCACCUGCACGCCAACAGCGACUACCGCUUCCGGGUGUGCGCCAUCCGCCAGUGCCAGGACGCCCCCGAGCUGAGCGGGCCCUACAGCCCCACGGUGACCCUCCCCCUGCAGCGACCCGACGCGGCCCCGGGCGGCUCGGCGACGGCCUCAUCUUCCUCCUCCCGGGCCGAGACAAGCCGGGCCGGACGGAGCCUGACGGACGAGCAGUGCGCCUUCCUCCUCCUCAUGGUCUUCUCCGUCAUCGCCAUCCUCAUCGCAUUCAUCAUUCAGUACUUUGUCAUCAAGUGAGCCCCCCCCUGCCCCCACCCUUCCCUUCCCCACCCCCCGCUGCACGGUUCUUAAAGCUUUAUUCUUUUUCCUGCUCUUUGUUUUCCCGUCGGCACAGGUCUCGGGGGCGGGGCUUAGGAAGAGGGAGGGCUGAUUAAGUGAUUUGGCGCCUGGGACAGCUUCCUACCCAGGAGGGUGGGGUGGGUGGGGGAUCCGGGUCACAUGGUCACACAGUAUAUAUGUGCAUAGAAGAAAUAUUGAUGUUUGUUAUUCACCACAAAAAAAAAAAAAACGUGACAGGAUGUUGACGUGCGGUCGGCUCAUCCCGGGACCCCCAGUCCCAGUGAAGGAUGGGAUUGGGGGGGGGGCGGGGACACAAAACAAAAUGGGACCACAUGAAGGGACUUUUAAGAAAAAUAAAUAAAUAAGUAACCCUGCUGGAUUUUUAAGGCGGUGAAAAAAAAAAAGAAAACGCUGGCUCGGCACUUUCCAAACCUUUUUCAUGUUGGGAACGUUUGGAUGCAAAAACUGGAGAAAUGUUGCUCUAUUUUUCUACGGCAUCAAACAGGAGGAGGACAAAAAGCAUGAAGAAAGCAAACCAACAGUCAACUGCUCUCCUUUCUGUUGUUUCUGCCUUGGUACAAACGACCUUUGACCUCCUCCUUCCUCUCAUUUGCACCUUCGUGUACGCAAACGCUGACUGAUGCGUGUGGCCAUGCCUUUUAUGGAACGCACUGCACAGACCUUCCUUUCUUCCUUCCUUCCCUCCUUCCUUCCUACUCUCCUCCCUUCUUUGUUUGGGUUUUUUUGCCCGUUUUAAAAGUCGCGCGCCGCUGAAACAACGGAGCAAAAGAGGAAAAAGAGGCAAAUUAGUAUGGCUUGUUUCAGAGGCCUUGAGUGGAGAGAAGAACCACAUUCUUAAUUUCAUGUUUUUUUUUUAGUGUUACAACACUAGAAGGUGUUUUAUUUCCUGUUCUUUUUUUGCUACCUUUAUUUCUUCAUGUGGCUAAAUCAUCAGAAAGUAGCUGCGUUAGUUUGAUUUGAUUUGGCUUGGUUGGUCAGGGUUACGUGUGAAGUAUAUAUAAUAUAUUUUUUCUAUCGGGUGUAGUAGUAGAUGUUGAAAGAAUACACCGUGAUCACCGUCAGUCCUCAAGCAGACACGUUUAUUGUGCGAUGUCACGUACUUCCUGUCAAACCCAAAUUGUCCAUGUGAUAAUUAUCCACUACAGGAUGGGAUGGGGGGCAUUUGUUGCUCUCAAAAAGAAAAAGACCUCUAGGUAUCUUGCAAAACGUGAUUUGCUCUUUUGGAAGGAUUCCUAUUUUUGAUAGCGAUUGUGCCGUCGCAACAUCUUGAUGACCCGCUUGGCUGCUGGAGGAGAUUCACCAAAAGAAGACAUAUGAGUCAAAUAUGCACAAAAAUGGAGGAAAACCAUUUUAAUGUCAUUUUAAUCUUUGCAGUUACCUCAUACACCUUUACAUUCCAAAAUGACAAUUUGUUAUACUAGACAUACCUAGCAGACAUAUCACUUUCCAAUCUUCCUUCUGGAGAAAUGUAUGGUCAUAGAAAUGUAUUUAAAAGUCUAUAUGUAUAGCCAUCAUAUCUACAACAAAUCCAUGCACAAUAAAAGAUUUAUUAUUCUUAA
Molecule: messenger RNA, 6353 nt
Organism: Doryrhamphus excisus (bluestripe pipefish)
Lineage: Eukaryota; Metazoa; Chordata; Actinopteri; Syngnathiformes; Syngnathidae
Gene: fndc3a
Product: fibronectin type III domain containing 3A
Molecular function (GO): protein binding
Source: RefSeq, a predicted model, not a curated record